AUUAUGAGAAUACGAAUUAGGUGCAAUAAUGUUCUGCAAGAAAACCGUCCAUUAGAGGGCGUUUUGUGAAAACAUCGUAAUCGUGUUUCGGAAGUAUUACACGUGAUCCCUCUCCGUUUACUUCCUCGGUACCACCAGUUCUCUGCUGGCGGGAUGUACGAUGUGCUGAUUGGUCCAAGGUGCGGUCACGUAGGACUGAGCGGCGGGCGGUAUAAAAACAAGGGUAACCCACGUGAAGGAGCUUUUUCUUCGUACUUCAGUGGCCGGAGGACGCCGAAGGUUGCGAAGAAUAAAAAACAGGUACCAGAGAUCCAAUUGUCCGGAGAGUUGAAGGAAUCGUGGAAAGGAAAGGAAAUCCAUUAUCAAGGACUGACUACAGUGUCGCAGGGUGAUCAGCGAAUUUUUGGACCAAAGGGAAAUCUCAUAUGAAAUGGAAAAGCAAUUACGAGAUGCUUUCAUCAAUUUAUCGCAAAGAGAACAAGAGUGGAAAGCUACAAGAAAAGAAAUAUCCAUAGAGUGCAUUGCCACCUUGAGCCGGAAAUAUAAAAUGGUAAAUGACAUGGAAGGAGACCCUUUGUCGGACGAGUUUCCGAGCCUCCAGGCAGACUUAAAAGUAACUUUGUUUUAUCAAAUCGAGGGAGAAAGAAGUGUGUUACUUGGAAGAUUAGAAAAGUUACACGACAUUUGGGUGGAAAUAAACAAACAAAAAGAGGAAAUAGAUGAAAGUAUGAAAAUGAUGGCUAGAGAUCUGGCAGCAUCUCACAGAAUGCAGAUGAGACCCUCUUUCUUUGAAAUGCAAGAUUUGUACGAAGACUUCUCCAAUUCUGCAUGGAAUGAAUAUUGCUGUGCAAAAUUCCUAUUGCUGAGCGAUUGGAAGAAGAUGGCAGAUGACUCCUUUAUGGAAAACUGGAAGAAAUAUACAUCUUCCAAAAGAGAUGGAAUUCUAGCAAAAUUGCAAGAGUAUCUCAAAGGUGAGAUGGAAGAAGAAAAUGUUGACAUCACAAUUUCUGUUUAAUGUAAAAAUGUAAUUUAAAUAUAUAAAAUUACUUGUCCUGAC
This is a messenger RNA of Centruroides sculpturatus (bark scorpion), 1057 nucleotides long. RefSeq lists its product as uncharacterized. The record is from RefSeq and is a predicted model, not a curated record. The coding region runs from base 431 to 1015 and encodes 194 amino acids. NCBI's taxonomy places the organism in Eukaryota, Metazoa, Arthropoda, Arachnida, Scorpiones, Buthidae. The transcript has 7 exons.